Molecule: messenger RNA, 987 nt
Organism: Aspergillus heteromorphus CBS 117.55
Lineage: Eukaryota; Fungi; Ascomycota; Eurotiomycetes; Eurotiales; Aspergillaceae
Product: RNA polymerase III-inhibiting protein MAF1
Exons: 2
Coding region: 1-987 (328 amino acids)
Biological process (GO): negative regulation of transcription by RNA polymerase III
Cellular component (GO): nucleus
Molecular function (GO): RNA polymerase III core binding
Source: RefSeq, a predicted model, not a curated record
AUGAAGUUUCUCCCCUUGCCCGAAUUCGAGGACGUGACGAGUUCGCUCAGCUUCGACACCGCUGAUUGCCACAUCACCGGGAGCUGCGACCUUUACACGACCAAGGCUGCUCGAGCCGAUCGGAAACUAUACAAGAACAUCGAACAGAGUCUAGAGGCGCAGUAUGAGUCGGUCCUUCGCCUGUCGGCUUCUCUGUCGCCCCCGAAUGCCACGGACGCGGCCGCGUCGCUCAAUCUGUCCCGCUCGAGUCCAUUUGGCCCCCUGAGUGACCAUUCGAGCCGGAGAACAUUUGCCUAUCUGAUCGCGACAUUGAACGCCAGCCAUCCAGACUACGACUUCUCACAUGUCCUGCGCCCGUCAGACUUCCACCGCGAAAGGAAUCUCAAACGGGUGAUGAACACGAUUGACUCGACGCUGUUCAACCUCCGGCCCCGCGAAGCCAUCGAUCUGACACCGCCAUCGCCCGUAACGAUCUCCGGUUCAUAUAAUGCGGGCGCGUCCUCGACUUGGGGACCACGGAUGUGGAGGAUUAUCGACGAGCACAUGUCUCUCAAGGAAUGCUCGCUGUAUUCUUACUCGCCGGACGAAGACCCGUCUGACGCGGAUGAUGGAGCGAUUUGGAGCCUCCACUACUUCUUCUUCAACCGACUGCGGAAACGGGUCUGUUAUCUUUACCUGCGAGCGAUCCCCAUCCUGAGUCACACGCCCAGCGAGGGAGUCGCUACGCCGACAACCAAGAGAACGUUCGACGACGGGUACAUGACACCGGAUCUCAGCUCGAGCAAGCGGGCUCGCUACUGGCUGGGCGAGGGCGUCGAACUGGAGAGCGAAAGCGACGACGACGUGGAUCGGUCGCAACCCGCGCAUCCGGUCGUGGACGAAUACGACAACUACCUACUCAGCGACGAGGAGUUCCGGUCUCGAUCCGGUAGCAAAGGGACCGUUCGGGCGAUGAGCGAGGAAAUUGCUGACUCGAUGGAAGUCUGA